CUAGAGUCUCUCGGAUAUGCUAAAUUGCUGUCAAUUGCUGCAAGAAAUCAAGGUAAUCCUGGAGAAACAAGAUAAGGAAUUGCCAUUGGUCUGGAAUAACCAAGCGAAUGGGGACCCGGAAAUUCAGGCGCUUUACGAAUCGAUCGGGAAUCUGCAGGGCCGACUUUGUCAAGAGAUCACAGAUUAUGAUCAAUGUGAUAUUCAAUGGAUGCUUCAGAGAGAACUGUCGGACCUUCAGGCCCGAGUAGAGAACUUACAGUCGCUGGUUUCCAAUGGCCUUCAAGAAAAAUAUCACCAACAGUGCUUAAUCUGCAGUCAAUACUAAAUAAUACACCAUGGUGUCCAGCUCCAAUGAACGUUUUUGAUUAUGCAGCAGAACCCGGGUGGAUUAUCUUUCAAAAUCGAUACAUAGGCAACGAAAAUUUUUAUAGUAGUUGGGCAGAUUAUCGAAAUGGAUUUGGGAUUCCGGAUGGAGAACUCUUCAGAGGACUGGAAUAUAUCCAUCGCCGGACCAAUGACCAUCGACACGAGCUGUUUGUCUAUGUGCAGGGCUUUGGAAAUGAAAUUUCCUGGGCUCUAUACGAUAACUUCGUGAUAGGUUCUGAGGCUGAAAGCUACAGGCUUAAAAUCGUGGGCUGCUACAGAGGUGCCCAUGAUAGGCUGUCUCAACAUGUGGGCAAUGAUUUUUCGACUUUCGACAAAGAAAAUAGUCCUAAAAAUUUAUCUGCAAUGCAUCAUGGCGGCUAUUGGUAUUUCCAUGAGGAUGCGUUUGGAAGUAACAUUAAUGGCAGAUAUUUCAAGACUGAAGUAGAUUCUAAUGACGGCAUGUACUGGAUCUCAAAGGCCUCUAGUAAGGCAACAAGAAUGAUGAUUCGAUUGCGUCUUUAAA
Drosophila navojoa is the source of this 889-nucleotide messenger RNA. RefSeq lists its product as uncharacterized. The record is from RefSeq and is a predicted model, not a curated record. Lineage: Eukaryota; Metazoa; Arthropoda; Insecta; Diptera; Drosophilidae.